UUUCCUACUUAUCCUUCUUCUCGAACAUUCCACGGUUUAAAAGAAAAACGAAAAAAACUACCACAUCAAAUCCUCCGCCAAAAUCCCCAAUUUUCCCCUUUCUUCAAACCCUAAAUUUAUCUCUUCAAUGGAAUUCACAGAAGAAAACCUCAAUCUCCUACACAAAAUCCGCCCACCAAACCUCGAAGACGCCGGCUUAGAAGACUGCGCAUUACCUCCAGAUUCCAUCCAUCAAGCCUUCCUCAAAGCCGCCACCGCCGUCGGCUCACGCGCCGCCACUAUUCUCGCCGGCAAAGAUGACAUUUCCGACGCUUCUACAUGCGUCGACGAUCCUUGGGGAGAAAUUCCGGCGCCAAAAGAUGAUCUAGUGGGAAUCGAACCUGAGAUCAAACCUCCCGGGCCAUGCGCCACCGUGAAAGGCGGCGGUUUAGUCGGAAAUGGAGAGUCAACGAAGGAUGUGGUGGUCGUUGGAGAGAGAAAUGAAGAAGAUGAGGUGGUGGUUGUUGAUGGUGGAGAGUGUGGUGAAGGUGGCGAUUGUGUUGAUGGGUUGAGAGGAUUGGAGAUUAAGGAGAAGGAUGAGGAGAGAGAAAAUGAUGAUGAACAUGGUGAGAAGAAACCUACUUUAGUUGAAGGUUAUUUCUUCAAUCCUUGAUUUCAAUUUUUUUUUUUUUACUCGUGUUUCUUUUGUACAUAUACUAUGUGUAUUGUAAUUUCUUUUGUGUUUUAUCAUUUAUGUACUUGUUUUGCUUUUGUAAAUCUACUAGUUGCAGUUAAGUUAAUAUAGCAUUUGUGAAAUGAAUAGGAUCAUAAUUUACUUAGUACGUUACGUUGCAUAUACUACCUCUAUUUAACAAUCCGAUAUGUCUACUCACACUUUAUGUCUAAUCGUUGCAACAACAAAAAACAGAGGUAGUAUAAACCAAACCUACUUCUAUUUAACAAUCCGAUAUGGUGAAAACAUGCACCCUACGUCUCCUUAAGCGAUAAUCUACUUGGUCAGUACCAUCUUCUCCCGUUGUUCCCGUUGUUCCCUAGUCCUUGUUAAAAUCGAUGAUUACGCAUGAUUCUGACUCAUCAUCAGACACGAAUACCAUAUGGUCUCUCUCAAAAGCGGACAACUCUUAGAAUGGCAGGAUUCAAUCAGUCCACGGGUACUAGAUAUGAAUCCUCAUUAUAGUGUUAUAGAUCAUACCAAUUGUAGCCAUAUGUAUUGAUGAGUUUAAUGCUCAAUGCCCGUAAUGUGGAAUAAACAUACCCUAUCUAAUCCACAUUAACCAUUAAACUCAUCAAUAGUUCCGGCUAAACGAUUGAUGUUAUACAUAAGACUAUAACGAGGAUUCAUAGCUAAUGCCCGUGGACUGAUUGGUCAUGCCAUUUUAUAAGUCAGUUAAAAGGGAUGUAAGGUGCAUGUUUUGUUGCUUUCACCUUUUUGGUGGAACAGAAAUAGGUUUGAUUUGUAUAUGUAAUGUACUAACUCUGCCAUGUAUAUAUGCGUAUUAUACUUCUAUUCAUUUCACAAACAAUGGCACCUCGUGCAAAGGAAUGAGGGUUCUCUAUAAGUCCUCAAUCACAUUGUUUUCAUAGCAUGGAAAUAGAUGAGAUCUUGUGAACGGGAAUCGUUUUCGGCUUUUUGCUGUGAUUCAUGGAUUUCGAUUUACUUCGAAAUUAUAAGUGAAUUGUAGCAUAAACACGUAGAUUGUUAAAGCUAAACUCGGGCACUUGCAUAAAAGAGUCAUUCAUAUUGCAGUGGAAAUAUAGCGCCAAGUUAGCCAACUGCAGUUAAGUCGUGAAUCUUUGAUGAAAGAACAAAAUUUCAUCGGCAGCUUAAGUCGUUGCAAAUUGGUAAAGUGAACUUAGAGAUCUUUUGAUCAAGAGUUGAGCUAUCCAUUAUCCAAUGAUUUUUCUAUCAUAAGUGCAUAUGCUCAUUUUGGCCAACCACUAAUUCUGAUUUGAUGAGGGGAGAAGUGGUACUAUUCCAAAUUACAGGAAAUUGCCUAGGAUUUGAAUUGUCAACCCAUCAAUAUGUUUGGGGUAUUCACCUUCUGGCUACAAGUCUUUAUGCAUGUUGUCUUAUAGGUAGUUUAAACAUAUAUCGAGCAGCAGGUGAAGCUUACUGUUAUUGGCAUCACCUUCUAUCCCAUCCAGAGGUCACAGAAUCGAGUUUCACUAGGGAUUUUCAAUUUUCCCCCUUCAUAACAAGGGACUUCAUCUUAUCCUAAAAGAAAAAAGGUUUAGAAGUAUAUCGAACUUAUAAGUUGGUGUGUCCUACUGACUAGUAGUUUAGCAAGGAUUGAUUUGCAUACCAAUCAACUCUUAAUAUCUAUGGCAAAUGACUACCGAUAAAUGACCCCAAUAUGCAAUAUGCAUGGAACCUUUAGAGUACAAUCUGUAUACCCAUUGAUAUUAAGCAUCAAUUUCAAGCACAUUUGAAAAUGCCUGGAAAACUAUUAAAUUUUCUGUUUAUGACGAUUCACCUGACCAAGGUGAUUGCUUAUCUGAAGAGACGAAAGCUAACUCCGCCCAUAGAUUUUUCGAGAAACAAACCUUAGCACCACCAACGUCAACCAAAACAAAUAAAACAAAAACAAAAUAGCCUCAGAGAUGAAUAACACAGUAAACGAAUCAAUGUAUAAAUUGUCAACAAAUACCAACAUUUAUUUUUAGUUAUUUCCAUUACAAAGGCAAAGACUAACUCAACAUACAAAUGGAAUCGCAAAAACACAGCUUUGUUUAAUCAUCGAAAGAGUCCAAACAUAAUGCUUGGCGAAUGCAAGACAUUAGUUAUAAUUUAAUCUUUGUUACAAUCAUAGUUCAAUCACAUGUACAAGAUAUCUUCUACGUUGCAAGUAAAAAUCAUGGUAAUAUGCAUGAUUUUCAGACCCAUAUCAAUGCCCACUAACACUAAGCAAUCUAAUAUGCUCAAAUUUUGAACCUGUUACAAACAAUAGCAUCACAAAUCAAAUACUUGCGCAAAUCCUAGAACAUAUUCAAGUAGUGCUCUCAAGUCUGCGCAGACGAAAGCUCUUGGGCGGCCACUGCGAAUGUUUUGAGAAACAAGCCUUCAAAUUCAGCAUCAUCAACCUCUUCCAACAGUGUUUCGGAAAAACAUCAUCAUGUUCAUUGUGAUCGACUUCAUACUUUAUCAUGCAUGAUCAAUUUGAAUAGAGACCAAAGUAUACUGCUUUUUCACUUCAAAAGCUCUGGAAUAAUUGAGUAUCACGGGCAGAACAAUAAAACAUCAUAACAGAAUAAUAGUCCUAACAAAUCAUCAUAAAUUACAAGUAUUAAAAAAACCGCUAGUUUUACCUAACAUGUAAAAACAAGCUAUAAAAGUGGUCUCAGACAUCCAAGGAAGGAUAAAAACAGCAUUAGCUCUCAAGUCUGCGCAGACGAAAGCUCUUAGGCGGCCACUGCGAAUGUUUUGAGAAACAAGCCUUCAAAUUUAUCAUCAUCGACCACUUUAUAUAACUUUUACGCACAAUUUUCACUUAAAAUCCACAAUUAAACCAAUUCAACAUUUUCAAUGUUCUACAAAAACAGAAUAGCAAAAAAUUAACCAAACCCAUUUUACUACACUCACUUUUAAUCCCACAAUACACUAAAUAUACCAUAAAAUUUUCAAUCUGAAUUAAGUAUAAUUAACUAACUAAAUAAAAAAUUAAAAAAAAAGAGGUUUCAGACAUCCAAGGAAGGAUAAAAGCAGCAUUAGCUCUCAAGUCUGCGCAGACGAAAGCUCUUAGUCGGCCACUGCGAAUGUUUUGAGAAACAAGCCUUAAACUUUAUCAUCAUCAACCUCUUUUUUCACAUAAAAUUUCAUCAAAUAACAUCAAAAAACAACUAAUUACAUAAUAAAAAACCGCAGCCUCAGGAAAAUAGACUAACAUCAAUGUAAAUCAGACGGUAAUUCCAACAUUUGUUUUUAGUUAUUUCAUCACUGGCCACAUAAUUCACUAAAAUAAAAUCACAAUUAACAAAUGUAAUCGCAAAAAACGGCUCCGUUUAAUCAUUGAAAAACAAGAUUAACGGGUUCCUAUCAAAAUGCGAAACAUAAUCAAAAUUUAAUCUUGGUACCAAUGUAGCAUCGUAAAUCAUUGCUUUACGCUAUGAACGACGUGGCAUCGGACCGUUAAAUUUGAAAAAAAAAAAUUAAAAAUAAAA
Messenger RNA from Beta vulgaris subsp. vulgaris (sugar beet), 4158 nucleotides. RefSeq lists its product as hypothetical. The record is from RefSeq and is a predicted model, not a curated record. The coding region runs from base 128 to 652 and encodes 174 amino acids. NCBI's taxonomy places the organism in Eukaryota, Viridiplantae, Streptophyta, Magnoliopsida, Caryophyllales, Amaranthaceae. The transcript has a single exon.